Molecule: messenger RNA, 2216 nt
Organism: Oryzias latipes (Japanese medaka)
Lineage: Eukaryota; Metazoa; Chordata; Actinopteri; Beloniformes; Adrianichthyidae
Gene: fdxr
Product: ferredoxin reductase
Molecular function (GO): oxidoreductase activity
Source: RefSeq, a predicted model, not a curated record
GGGACCUUUAGCGUUCGGCUUCGAGUUUUAUCCGGAAAGUUGUUACUGUGGCACAAUGUGAAACAUCUUAAUCGGUUUGUAUUUAUUUCACAGCCGAAAUAAAGUGUACAUUACAUAAAUAAAUACAAAAAGUAGUGAAGUGAAUCCCCGUCGCCUUCUAAAAGGCGUUGGCGGCAGCCACCGGAGGAUUAACGGCUUCCGCCUUGGCUUUUGAUCCCGGCUCCGUCCAAGCUGGCCGCAGGAGAAGCGACGUCAUGAGGACCUGGGUGCCAAACACCCAGCCGGCAUUGAAGCUUUAGCGAGCCGCUGAGUCCUCGUCCUGCCCGCCCGUGAGGAACCAUGAGCACCUGCAAACGGCUGCUGUCCGACGUGAAGCUGUGGAGCUUCAGGAGGAGCCGGUGGACGAGCCGAACACACGAAGGCAUAGUUGUGCGUGGAAAGGCCCUUCUGUCUACCUGUCCAAAGGUGUGUGUUGUUGGAGGCGGUCCAGCAGGUUUCUACACGGCACAGCACCUCAUUAAGGCUCGUCAGGACGUCCAGGUGGACGUUUACGAGCGGCUGCCCGUCCCGUUCGGCUUGGUCCGGUUCGGCGUGGCGCCUGAUCAUCCGGAGGUGAAGAAUGUCAUCAAUACUUUCACGCAAACAGCCAAACAUUCACGCUGCAGUUUCUAUGGCAACGUCAACGUGGGGAAGGACGUGAGCGUCGCUGAACUGCUGCGGUCCUACCACGCCGUCGUCCUCAGCUACGGUGCAGAGGGGAACCGGAGCGUGGGGGUGCCGGGGGAACACCUGUCGGGGGUGUACUCCGCCAAAGACUUCGUGGGCUGGUACAACGGGCUGCCCAGCUGCAGAGAGCUGGAUCCGGAUCUGAGCUGCGACACCGCGGUGGUUCUGGGACAAGGCAACGUGGCUCUGGACGUGGCCAGAAUCCUCCUGUCUCCCCUCGACAUUCUGAAGAAAACGGACAUCACUCAGCCGGCUCUGGAUGCUCUGGCAGCCAGUCGGGUGCGCAGCGUUUGGAUCGUGGGCAGGAGGGGGCCCAUGCAGGUGGCGUGCACCAUAAAGGAGCUCAGAGAAAUGGUGACUCUUCCGGGCACCAGGCCUGAGAUGACGCCGAGCGACUUUGAAGGAGUCAAAGACGCCCUCAAAGAUCUGCCCCGCCCCCGGAAGCGCCUGACGGAGCUGAUGGUGAAGACCGCCCUGGAGCGUCCCGGAGAGAAGGAGCAGGAGAGGUGGAACAGCGCCUCACGGGUCUGGGGUUUCCGGUUCUUCCGGAGCCCGGUUGAAGUUCUGCCCGACGCCGAAGGCAAGAAAGUGGCCGCCGUUCGUCUGGCGGUCAACAGGCUGGAGGGUUCAGGAGAAGGAGCUCAGGCAGUCCGCUCUGGAGACGUGGAGGACGUUCCGUGUGGUCUGGUCAUCAGCAGCAUUGGCUAUAAGAGCCUUCCCAUCGACGCCGCCGUGCCGUUCGAUUCCCGCAGAGCCAUCGUUCCAAACUCCAUGGGUCGCGUGCAGCAGGUUUUAGGUCUGUACUGUAGCGGUUGGUUGAAAACGGGCCCCACCGGCGUGAUCGCCACCACCAUGAACAACAGCUUCGACACGGCGCGGUCGCUCAUGGAGGACAUGGACUCGGGGAAGCUGGACGUGUCUGCAGAGAAGCCGGGCUCGCUGAGGAUCCGCGCUCUGCUGGAGGAGAAAGGAGUGGAGCCGGUGGUGUUUUCGGACUGGGAGAAGAUUGACAGCUUGGAAGUGAGGAGGGGGGAAGCUUGUGGAAAACCGCGGGAGAAACUGCUGAGCGUGGAGGAAAUGCUGGCUGUGGCCCGAUCCUGAACCUCCAGAGGACAGCAAAGAAUGAUGGGAUGGUGGUCCACAGCCUCAAAGGAAAAGAUCAGCACUUUUUUAGAAACGUCACUCAGUGGAAAUAUCGUAGAUUAUUCUAUUUUUAAUCUCUGGGGAUAAAAGUUUAGGGAAAGGUUGGGCAGCUUUCCUGUAAAUUGACUGAAAUACCUUCAGUUCCUGACAUUUUUGCAGCUUUUACAUCAUUUGAAUGAAAGAAAUAUUAACAAUCAGCAUAAAUCUUUGCUGCUUCUGCAUAGAACAACAGAGAAUUAGAACUGCUGCUGCACUACAACUGUAACUGUACUUGAUCUGUGUGUUGAACUCUGCGUUUUUUACAUCUACAAUUCAGAAUUAUUAAUAAAAUAUGUAUCUUUGCUGAA